Molecule: messenger RNA, 397 nt
Organism: Acyrthosiphon pisum (pea aphid)
Lineage: Eukaryota; Metazoa; Arthropoda; Insecta; Hemiptera; Aphididae
Exons: 3
Coding region: 1-366 (121 amino acids)
Source: RefSeq, a predicted model, not a curated record
AUGUGUGAUGUCGUUCAACAACAAAUCGAACGUGUGAACGAAGAAUUAAAAGCCAGGGAUCCAGAAAUCUGCGAGAAGCUCGAGAAAUUAAAAGCAGAAUUAGCCGAUUUGAAAGAAGACCUUAUUAAAUUAUAUGAAGAAAUCAAGAAAUUAAAAGCAGAAUUAGCCGAUUUGAAAGAAGACCUUAUUAAAUUAUAUGAAGAAAUCAAGAAACUGUUUUUGAAACGUUUCAAUGAGCUGAGAGACGAUAUUAGAAUCAAAACCAAACCAAUCGUCAAACGUUGGACACCAAUCAUCAAGGACAUAGAAGAGAUUAUAUUAGCUUUGAUCCCUGAAAAGAAGAAAGAAAUCAAGAAAAACACAUAAAUAAGACUUAUUAAUUUCAUAUACGAUUAAC